This is a messenger RNA of Ostertagia ostertagi, 1596 nucleotides long. The record is from the annotation of a GenBank genome assembly. NCBI's taxonomy places the organism in Eukaryota, Metazoa, Nematoda, Chromadorea, Rhabditida, Trichostrongylidae.
AUGGGAUUCAUGCGACCAUCUACGUUGUUUGUCUCUGGAGCCAUCGUUCAUCUUCAAGCUCUUCGUACUGCUUGGGCUCGUCGUGUGCUAAAACCGGCCGAGGGUUAUUCGAUCGCUUCACUUGAAAGUCUGAAACGAGCCGGCCAAGCGACGACGAUGCCGCCGUUCGUCAGCAUGUCAUCGCAACUGCGUCGUCGACCCCCAUCGAUGGAUAUGGUCAAGCAGACUGUCACCAAUCUGAUCGCCACCGGACUCGUCUACAAAAUGGGCGAUCACCUGUUCGUCUCCGUCCCAGCACAAGUUGAACCGAAAGCUAAGGUGGCGGUGGAAUGCCAAACGGGCAUGUCGAUCAUCGCACACGAAGAGCCGGAGAAAAAAGACCGUUUCGGCUUCAUAACCCGUAUCUUCUCCAAGAAACCACACCUAGCCACAACAGCCAAGGCUACCGCCAAUCAGGCGCUCGCCUUUUCCUCGAAGUUCGUUCCCAACUGGGACCAAAAGCUGCUGGCACCAACUUCGUGCAGAUAUCAGACUACUCAAAGACGUACACAGCAUGUCAUCGAAAAGGUUGAACAUCGACGUCACCCGAAAUGCGAGCGCAUUCAGAUCACUUCAUCAUCGGAGUGUCUUGAUUAUGGUCCGAUCGACCCACCUGAGUGCUUGCCUGGGAAAGUUGAAGUGAUUGAAGACAUGCGAAGCCGUCGCAAACGUCGCAUAAAGCGAAAGGAGAUUCGCACAUCUACACCAGUGGAAGCUUCGGAUUCUGCCUAUUCUGUUUCUCCAGUUCAGACCGAUUCAAACGAAGAACGAGGUAGCUGGAGUGAGCCGGAUGACAACAAGAAUUUAGGUCUCCUAAAGAAGCGUGGCAGUGACAAAAUUUUGAAGCCGAAACAGGAAGGAUUCCGAGGAGAAUGUGAGGUCAAUGUCUACAAGUUGCUGGCAAGGGCGUUGCGUCACUCGACUUCCGGAGAUGUCAGCGAAGGAUGCGGAGGCGACGCUGAUUCAGACGGAUGGCCAGGCAUAAGCAUGGAAGAUGCUGAAGGUCUCGCCCGCAUGACUCCUAGAUUUUAUGGACUCACUUCUGUUCCAAUCGACAAGAAAGAUGUCGACUUUCUAAUAUUGGAGGAUGUUACAUCUACUUACUCUUCUACCAGCCAUAUUGGAUGUAAAAAUGGGCAGAAUCACAUGCACUGCAAAGAUGGCAAAAUCGUGGUGAAAGAUAAAGAAUGGGGGAAGAGCUAUGAUGAAUACAGUAUCCUAGACGGUCUUCUCGAAUUCUUUUCUGGACGGGGAAUGGACUCAGGAUUGAUAUCAGAAGCAUUGUCGAAGUUGGAUCGUGUACGACAAUGGUUUGCUAAGCAGACGUCAUUUCAUUUCUAUGCAUCUUCACUUCUGUUCGUUUAUGAAAACGAUUCAACAAAACCACCAAACGUUCAACUAGUUAUGAUUGAUUUCUCACAUGUGUUUCCUUCGAAUAAUCAACUCGAUACUAAUUAUAUCGCCGGACUUAAUGAGUUACAUUCCAAGGUGAAGAGCAUUCUUGAGAGAUUCUCAUCGAUGUCAGCAUCUCAGACCUCAACAAUUGAAAAUCAUUGA